AUGAAGUGGAGUCGGUUGAAGAAACAAAGCAACCCAACCAAGGUGGCGGUGGCGGCGGCGGUGGUGGUGGUUACUGCCGGAAUAGAAAACGAAGUGGAGGUGGUGGCAGCAGAAGAGCUAAAGCAACCGAACCAAGGUGGAGGAGGUGGCGGCGGAGGUGGUUACUGCAGAAGAAGGUGGUGCUGCGGUGGAUAUGGCCGCUACGGUUGCAACCGUUACUGUUGCAGCCGUGCAGCUGAAAAUGAAGUCGAGCCAGAGCACAAUAUAGGUGGUGGUGGCUACGGCGGUGGGCAAGGUGGGUACGGUGGUGGACAAGGUGGCGGUCAAGGUGGCGGCCAAGGUGGUAACGGUGGUGGGCAAGGUGGGUACGGUGGUGGACAAGGUGGGAACGGCGGCGGCCAAGGUGGGUACGGUGGUGGACAAGGCGGCGGCCAAGGUGGGAACGGUGGAGGCCAAGGUGGGUACGGUGGUGGACAAGGCGGCGGCCAAGGAGGGAACGGUGGUGGACAAGGUGGGUACGGUGGUGGACAAGGUGGCGGCCAAGGUGGGAACGGUGGUGGGCAAGGUGGUGGAUACGGUGGUGGUCAAGGUGGCGGCCAAGGUGGUGGAUACGGUGGUGGACAAGGUGGUGGGCAAGGUGGUGGAUAUGGCGGAUCCGGUGGCUACGGUGGAGGACCUGGCGGCGGUGGGUAUGGUGGUGGAGGUGGUGGCGGCCAUGGAGGCGGCGGCGGGGGUUGUAAAUUUGGGUGCUGCGGUGGAUACGGCGGCGGACACGGACAUGGUGGCGGCGGUUGCAAAUGCUGCGGCAGUGCGGCGGAGGCAAAAGCCUUUGUGGAAAGUGAAGCCAAAGCAGAAACAAAGAACUAA
Molecule: messenger RNA, 867 nt
Organism: Erythranthe guttata (spotted monkey flower)
Lineage: Eukaryota; Viridiplantae; Streptophyta; Magnoliopsida; Lamiales; Phrymaceae
Source: RefSeq, a predicted model, not a curated record